This is a messenger RNA of Sinocyclocheilus grahami, 1991 nucleotides long. It is a transcript of the gene foxg1a, whose product is annotated as forkhead box G1a. NCBI's taxonomy places the organism in Eukaryota, Metazoa, Chordata, Actinopteri, Cypriniformes, Cyprinidae. The record is from RefSeq and is a predicted model, not a curated record. Gene Ontology annotation, biological process: regulation of transcription by RNA polymerase II. Gene Ontology annotation, molecular function: DNA-binding transcription factor activity; sequence-specific double-stranded DNA binding. The transcript is spliced from 2 exons. Bases 189 to 1439 code for a protein of 416 amino acids. Gene Ontology annotation, cellular component: nucleus.
GUUCAAGCUAUUUUUUACAGCUUAGUGUCUGUGGCUCCGUAAUUAAUUGUAGCUAGCUGUCUCAUAUCGACGUGUUUUUAAGGAACAUGAAAUAGUUGUUGUUUUUUUAAUUAGAGGAGUUGCCAGAGCAAGAGAUUUGAAGUCCAACUGCUGCUGCUGCUGGUUGUUGCUACUCUAUCUUACUUGUGAUGUUGGAUAUGGGAGAAAGGAAAGAAGUCAAAAUGAUUCCUAAAUCAUCGUUCAGUAUAAACAGUCUGGUUCCCGAAGCCGUGCAAAGCGACAACCACAAUCAUCAUCACCACCAACACCACAGAGCGGUGCAUGAGGAAGAGGAGAAGACUCCUUUACCUGUCCAAGCACAGGAGCAAAAGUCGGAGAACACUUGCGCUAAAAGUGACAAUUCAUCGCACGACUCCUCGUGCACGGACGAGAAGGAGAAGCAGGAAGAGAAACGGGACUCGAAGGAGGGCGAAGGAGGCAAAGAAGGCGACAAGAAAAACGGCAAGUACGAGAAACCACCUUUUAGCUACAACGCUUUGAUUAUGAUGGCUAUUCGGCAGAGUCCGGAGAAGCGGUUAACCCUUAACGGCAUUUACGAGUUCAUUAUGAAAAAUUUCCCGUAUUACCGAGAGAACAAGCAGGGAUGGCAGAAUUCCAUCAGACACAACCUGAGUUUGAACAAAUGUUUUGUCAAAGUGCCCCGGCACUACGAUGACCCCGGGAAGGGGAACUACUGGAUGCUUGACCCCUCCAGCGACGACGUGUUCAUUGGCGGCACAACGGGCAAACUUCGGCGCAGAUCGACCACUUCUAGGGCAAAGCUGGCGUUUAAAAGAGGCGCGAGGCUUACUUCCACCGGACUGACAUUUAUGGAUAGAGCUGGCUCUUUAUAUUGGCCCAUGUCGCCUUUCCUCUCGCUACACCAUCCGAGGGCGAGCAGCGCAUUGAGUUACAACGGCACGUCGUCGGCUUACCCUAGUCACCCAAUGUCCUAUAGCACAAUGUUGACUCAAAACAGUUUGGGGAACAAUCACUCUUUCCCUGCCUCCAAUGGCUUGACUGUUGACAGGCUCGUGAAUGGAGAGAUUCCGUACGCCACACACCACCUCACAGCGGCCGCUUUGGCCGCCUCAGUGCCAUGUGGGCUCUCCGUGCCCUGCUCCGGGACGUACUCUUUGAAUCCGUGUUCAGUGAACCUACUGGCGGGCCAGACCAGUUACUUCUUCCCCCACGUCCCUCACCCAUCCAUGACCUCGCAUAGCAGCACGUCCAUGAGCUCCCGGGCCGCCUCUUCCUCCUCCCCGCAAACGGUCUCCUCUCUCUCGUGUGACUCCUUAAGGCCUUCCCUGACUAGUUUUUCCUCCGGACUUUCCAGCGGACUUUCUGACUACUUCACACAUCAGAAUCAAGGGUCAACAUCAAAUCCACUUAUACACUAACUAGCAUCCACAGGAUCAGACUAACAACCUCCAGUCAUCAUGUUUGCAGUAUUAUCACGUCAUGAGCACUGGUGGGGUGAGAUUUUUCAAAAAUUAACGCAAAGUUUUAUUUUCAUUUUUAAAUAAAUGUUCUAUAAGUGCACAGUGCCCGUUCAAAUCCGUGGCUCCUUGUUGUUUUGUUCUUUUAAUAAUACAGACUGAAUAAUGCAUCUGUAGUGCAUUUAUACAUAUAUUAACAAUACAGUUUCUUUGUAGACCAAAGAAUGGGUAUCAAUCAACAAAAUAUAGUUUUUUUUCAGUAUUCAUAACGUUACAGACAGUUCUGAAGGAGACAGACGCAAUGAAUGCUUUUAGCUUGUGUUUGCAUAUUUACUGUAUAUGGUCACCACCAUGCAGGUCACAUACUUUUUGUAAUUAGUGAAAUGUCAAUACCUGUUGUAAUUAUAGGUUAACUUUGCGAACGUGUAACCCGUGUUGAGUAAAUGCCUCAUAAAAUAUUGAGUGAUUGUUUAUGUCGUCUUUAAAUUCCAUGGUUGUGAUUUUGUGGUCUUA